Molecule: messenger RNA, 2250 nt
Organism: Malaya genurostris
Lineage: Eukaryota; Metazoa; Arthropoda; Insecta; Diptera; Culicidae
Product: phenoloxidase-activating factor 2-like
Exons: 6
Coding region: 969-2195 (408 amino acids)
Biological process (GO): proteolysis
Molecular function (GO): serine-type endopeptidase activity
Source: RefSeq, a predicted model, not a curated record
CUAUAAUCGCUGUAUCGCUCUGAUGGCAAUUAUGUUGAAUAAUAAAAACGAAUUUUGGCAAAAAAAUGUGUGUUUCUAUUAAAUGAUACGAACUUUUCAGCCGAACUGUUACCUCCUACCAAGAAAGUAGCUUUACCGGAAAAUGCACACACUUGCAGAUGUUACCACGAUCGACACGUGGUGCCACAACGAUUUGGGUGGCGCUUUCACAUGAGCCACAAUUUUUGGUGCAACAUUCACUUCACGCUAGAUUUUUGUUCAGCUGUUGGUUAAAAUGACAAGUUUAUUUUUGUUUAAUUUGUAUCGAAUUCUCGUGCGAUUUAUGCGACAUGUAAAUAAAGUUGUCUUAAACACUUAGGGAAAUCGUGUGAUAAGUGUUAAAAUUAAUGUAGUUGGAAUAUUUUUAUAACAGGCAAGAGAAUUUUGUUAUCGUUCUGGAACGUAGUUGAAAGAUCACGGCGAACAGUCGAUUAGGGUGCAGUAGUGUUUCCAACGUAUAGCAAAUUUGAAAUUUACACAGGAUUUUGAAUAAUUUUGUUCGAGCCUGUAUAUCUGUUAUCUGUGGAAAUACAAUCCUUAAGUAACACAUUUCGGACCAUGAUUUAUUUUCAUGGGAGAUGACUCAUUGCUCAUGAGAAGUUAAAAUGAUUGGUUUCAAGAUUUUCUAAUCAUGACAACAGUAAUCUUUCCGUGUACCACUACAAAUAUCCAAACUAAAAACGUUACAAUAUUUGGGAGUAGCAUGAAGUCCAUCUAGAAACAGACAGUACUAGGAAACAACUGACUAUAUAGGAAUGGCAUGACUCAGCAUAACAAUAGUUCUCUUGGCUGUAUUAUUCGGAUUCUUCAUAAUUUAAUAUUGAAGAAUCGCAAAUACAACACAUUGCUCAGGAUGAGCAAUACUUGAAGCGGAAGCAGUUAAGAUCGAGCCUGAGUCAUCGAAAAAAUUAACCAAGCAGCACAAAAACAUGUGCAUCGAAAGUUCGUUUAACAUGCAGUGCUACACGUUGAUAGUAAUGGCCAUACUAUUUCUGUCAUUAAAUUCAGUAUGGCUGCGGACUUCAGCAGCAGCUCAAAAAAUAAGUUUUCCAGAUGGUGGAAACGUGAAUGCAUUGUCUCGUCAGCAAACGACAAAUGUCAGUUCGGGCAUCAUAACUGGAAUCUUAACUGGAACUGUUCCAAUACAGACUGGUAUCACUGGGACACCAAACACUAGUAGUGUAGCUCAAACAUGUAUCUGUGUACCGUCAGGAAGGUGUAAUACUACACCCGGAGUAAGUGACGGAUCCGGAAUGUUGGACGUCCGAAUAGUAACAUCUGCAAUUUCUAGUAAUGUAUCUUCAGGAAUAACUCCAAAUAUAGUUACACCCUCCAUAUGCGCAACUGGUUUGGAAAGGUGCUGUAUGGUAGGUGGUUAUCAGUGUGGUCUACAAUUUCCACCGGUUGCUUCGGCUAUGCAACCUGGGGCAGGACAAGCAAGUUACGGUGAAUAUCCAUGGCAAGCUGUUCUUCUUGGCCCUGGAGAUAUUUAUGCAGGUUCUGGAGCUCUUAUUGAUGCGUUUAACGUUAUAACCGUUGCACAUCGAGUUAGUGAUUAUGUAUCUGGUUCCAGACAAUUGAAAGUGCGAUUAGGAGAAUGGGAUGCAUCUGCAGCAUCAGAACCAAUCCCAGCUCAGGAAUACAAUGUUGUAAAAAUAUUUAUUCACCCAAGUUACACAUCCUCAAACCUAAAAAAUAAUAUCGCAAUGCUAAGACUAUCAUCAGCAGUUAACUUAGGAACAACCCCAACUAUAACAACUGCCUGCCUACCAUCAACAUCUUUUGUUGGCAGUCGUUGUUGGAUUUCAGGAUGGGGCAAAAAUGAUUUUGCCAAUGGAGCUUAUCAAACCAUACAGAAGGAAGUUGAUGUCCCAGUACGAUCGACCUCUGAUUGUGAAGCGGCUUUGAAAACUACUCGCUUGGGCCCUUCGUUUCAAUUAGAUUCUGUAAGUUUUUUGUGCGCAGGUGGUGAAGCUGGAAAGGAUGCUUGUACUGGAGAUGGGGGUUCUCCACUAGUUUGUGCAUUAGGUGGCCGAUAUUUCGUAGUAGGACUGGUAGCCUGGGGUAUCGGUUGCGGAACAACAAAUAUACCAGGUGUAUACGUCAACACAGCAUCUUAUGUACCGUGGAUUUUGAAUACAAUCAAUUCAAAUUAAAUUAAAUGGCAUUGGUGGAUCGGAACGUUAGAAACUAUUGUUUUAGAAACCAGAA